This is a messenger RNA of Mytilinidion resinicola, 3218 nucleotides long. Its product is annotated as FAD/NAD(P)-binding domain-containing protein. The record is from RefSeq and is a predicted model, not a curated record. The coding region runs from base 59 to 3178 and encodes 1039 amino acids. Gene Ontology annotation, biological process: regulation of DNA-templated transcription. Gene Ontology annotation, molecular function: DNA-binding transcription factor activity, RNA polymerase II-specific; FAD binding; zinc ion binding. Lineage: Eukaryota; Fungi; Ascomycota; Dothideomycetes; Mytilinidiales; Mytilinidiaceae. The transcript has 7 exons.
CUCCCUAUCACGGAGGUAACCCUUCACGAUACGGCCGACGGACUUCAGCACAGUCUCUAUGGACCGAGAACCUCGCCGACGACGAAGACCGGCCCUGUCAUGCAUCGAAUGCCGGCGCCGCAAGAUCAAAUGUGACAGAAGCGGCCCAUGCGUAAACUGUGUCUCUACUCAAACGCAAUGUGCCUACAGUAUUCAAAGCAAUAAGCCCGGCAUCCAGCAGGGCGGCUCAUCGGGAUCAGUUUCAAGCCCGUCGGCAUACGUCCUAUCGCCUGUAGCUCAGGCUCAACGAACCAGGACAAACAGACCGACCAUAGAGCAUGGUGACCUCCCAACUGGGCCCCGGGCCACAACAUCAGCAGCACCGGCAAUAAGGCAGAACGACACCCCAAAUGCCUUCGGCCACAAUCAGGGCAUUCCAAACCGAUCCGAAGAUGCAGAACCCAAUCUCCAGGAUGUUUUGAAGCGGGUACAGAUGCUUGAGAAGUCUUCGGUCUCCAGUCCUAUCCACGGUCUGGCCGAGACUGGUCGAAACAUACUCACGCGCCAGUCCGGCCUGCAAGUCUCGCAAAUAAUCCUGAACAAGACGAGGAUCUUCACUUGGAGCCACUGGAUGGGCAUGGCUCAAGAGUUCGCACCCAUCAUUUCCUGCUAUGCUGAGGCUGGCGGCAACGCCCUAAUUGUCCGCAUUGGUGAUCUUCUCCAAAAAUGCAAAGAUCUGGCAAGGAUAAUCAAGGUAGGGCGACCUAGUAAAUGUCUCUCAUGUGCUGGCUUCGGCCUCGCACCCCCAUCCCGCGAAGUGGCAGACAGCAUGAGUGUCACGAUCGACUUGCGCCUUCAGAUCCUUCUUGUCAUUGGGAUAGGGUCCAGUCUGUCCAAGUAUGGAGAUGCGGAUGCUAGUUUUCGUGACAUGGUUCGUCGUUGGGUAUAUGCUGCUCAGGCGUGGCUUUCCGGACCGUUGAGAAAGGACAGACUGGAUAUCACCGGACUGCAAAUACACUGCCUGACGGUCCUCGCAGCUAUGCAAAUUGGCUUACACCGAGAUCCCAAACAUCUCCCAGCCAUGUCCGUGUUGCAAGCCGAACUCCGUAGGAGAUUAUGGGCCACUAUACUCGAAAUGAUCUUACAGUCGUCUCUGGACUCGGCAAUGCCUCCCAGAAUCUCCUCCGACGAGUUCGAUACUGAGGCACCUUCCAAUAUCAACGAUGAAAUGAUGGAUGAUUCGACCACGACACUCCUGCCUCAUCCCAAGGGCACCUACACCGCAACCUCGAUUCAGCUUAUUUUGCUCGAGUCACUACCAACGCGCCUCCGGAUUCUCCAUCUUCUAAACGGCUUGCACUCCGAACUUUCUUACCUAGAUGUCCUAGCACUGAGCUCAGAGAUCAUCGACGCGUAUCGGGCAUGUAGUAGUUUCAUGAAGGGGAACGAGAAGUUUGGUGUGACGCCUUUUCACCGCAAUAUGCUUCACUAUCUAGUACGUCGGUUCUUGAUUCCUCUGCACUGCCCAUUUGCUAGCAAAGCGCGGACGAACCCCUUGUUCUCCUACUCGCUCACCACCAGUUUGGAUGUUGCCAUGGCGAUCAUUUCACCCGAGCCAGACGAAGGCUUCUCCCACCUGAUGGCUGUCGAUGGAGGCCUAUUCAGAGAGGGAAUCAGAUUGGCAGCCACAAUCAUCAACCUCGAGCUUAUUGCCCAAGUCGAGGCGCAGCGCCUGGACGGGACGCUGCACCACAACUCCCAGUAUAGAGAGAUUCUCAAACAAGCCGUGAAAGACAUGAUUUCAUUGUCUUUAAGUCACAUGUUUCUGACCAUGAUUUUGGCACAAGCGGAGGCCAUAGAAGCAGGUACUUCGCACGAAUUUCAGAUUGCCCAGGGUGCAAUCAACAGCCUUGAGCUAUGCUAUGGCCUGCUACAAAUACGGGCUGAUGCCGCUAUCGAUACGGGCCUUACAUCAACAAGUCUUGGAACACGAAUGAAGGUCCUCAUCAACGGUGGGGGUAUCGCUGGCAAUGCCCUCGCCUUCUGGCUCUCGAAAUUAGGCCAGGACGUUACUGUUGUGGAGCGGUUCCCCAGCCUGCGGGCCACGGAACUGCAGGUAGAUCUACGCGGCCACGGGAUCGAAGUUAUGAGGCGUAUGGGUCUUGAACAGGCGUAUCGCUCUAAGUUGGCUCCAGAGCAGGGACUGCAAAUAGUCGAUAAGUCGGGCAGACGGCGGGCCUACUUCCCAGCGAACAAGUCUGGCAAAGGGCCGCAAAAUUUCACCACCGAGUUUGAGAUUAUGAGAGGGGAUCUCUGUCGCCUCAUAUACGACGCUACCAAGGAUCGCACAAAGUAUGUCUUUGGAACCUCGAUCGAGAGCUUCAAGGAGAAGGAGAGCUCCAUUGAGGUUCGGUUUACAGAUGGGAGCACGGACAGCUUUGAUCUUUUGGUUGGUGCCGACGGCCAGGGCUCUCGCACAGGCAAGAUGAUGCUGGGAUCUGAUACUGCGGACGGGUUCUAUCCGCUCGAUGGAGUCUGCGUAGCAUACUUCACCAUUCCGCGGCCGAUACAGGAAGGGGAGGGAUACCUCGCCACGCAAUACAUGGCCCCUGGAAGGCGGGGAGUAUAUCUCGGCGGCACGACCGAUUCGGAGCGACUCAGAAAUGCUCGCCGGGGAGAUGCCAAGGAGGAAGAGGAGGCUUUGACAGAGAUCUUUCAAGGCGCAGGGUGGCAGACAGAAGAGAUCAUUAAGUCUAUGAAGGAGGCUAACGACUUCUACUGUGAGCGCUUGGGUCUUGUCAAACUGGAGUCUUGGUACCACGGCCGCGUGGCACUCGUUGGGGACGCCGCUUAUUGCCCGUCGGCUAAUACGGGAAUGGGUACGACCUCUGCCAUUGUGGGUGCUUAUAUCUUAGCUGGGGAGAUCGGGAAAUACUGCGGGACCCACAGCAAAGAGGACGGCCUCGCAACCGCGCUCAAGGCUUACGAACGAAAGUUCCAGCCAUUCAUGAAACAAGUACAAAAGGGGGUUUUGGAAGACACAGGGCCGGAUAUGAUUCCAUCGACGGCAUUCGGUAUUGCCAUCAUGCACUGUCUCCUGGGAGUAGCCUCCUUCUUGCAGGUAAAUCUUGGGAAGUGGAUGCUCAAGGAGAAUGUAAAGGGAUGGGACCUUCCGGAAUAUGAGGAGAUGCGAGAUUAAGUCGUUAAUGCAAGAUAAAUAAGAGAUCUAUAAGCGUAUG